Contarinia nasturtii (swede midge) is the source of this 6084-nucleotide messenger RNA. Its product is annotated as potassium voltage-gated channel subfamily KQT member 5-like. Gene Ontology annotation, biological process: potassium ion transport. The record is from RefSeq and is a predicted model, not a curated record. Lineage: Eukaryota; Metazoa; Arthropoda; Insecta; Diptera; Cecidomyiidae. Bases 26 to 1993 code for a protein of 655 amino acids. The transcript is spliced from 16 exons. Gene Ontology annotation, molecular function: voltage-gated potassium channel activity. Gene Ontology annotation, cellular component: membrane.
UUUAUGCACUGUCGGAUAUGGUGACAUGGUACCUGAAACGUGGCAAGGGAAGGUGAUUGCAUCAUUUUGUGCACUACUCGGAAUCUCAUUCUUUGCAUUGCCCGCUGGAAUAUUGGGCAGUGGUUUUGCAUUGAAAGUACAACAACAACAGCGACAAAAGCAUAUGAUUCGACGACGACAACCAGCCGCCACGUUAAUUCAGUCCCUGUGGCGAUGCUAUGCCGCCGAUGAAGCUUCUAUGAGCACUGCAACGUGGAAAAUUCAUCAAGUGCCAUUACCCUCACCACCUCCAUCCUUUCGGGGGCAAAAGAUUUACCUGUUAGCACGGCGUUACCCAAGCGCAUCAGAAAGCUCGAAAUUGGAACCACCAAAAGAGUUGACAGCCAGCACAAGCGCUAUACGCGCAUCUUCUAGUUUUAAGCAUAAUGCAUCGUUUGUGGCCCGUCUACCGACCAUAAGAAGGCACAAAAGUCAAUCGUUACAUUCACCAGCCGGAAAUUCGAAACCGCCGACUGCAUCCACCCGUGGACGAAUGCCUCAACGAACUAUGGCCGAAAUGAAUGCUUCCGCCGAAAAUUUAGAAGUUACUAAUAAUGGUCGACCCAUGAAUCCAAGUUUGAGCGAAGAUUCGGUUGCUGACACAGCGAUAUCAAAGCGAAAUUCAGAUGAUGAGGAUGAUGAGCCGCGUUGUGUUCAACUGACCAAUCAACACAAAACUGCGAUACGUUUUAUAAGAAAGCUGAAAUACUUCUUGGCACGUAAAAAAUUUCGUGAAGCACUCAAGCCGUAUGAUGUGAAAGAUGUCAUGGAACAAUAUUCCUCUGGUCAUGCGGACUUAUUAAAUCGUGUUAGGAAUUUACAGUUUAGAUUAGAUCAAAUUCUUGGAAAACAAGGAUCUAAGGCGAAGGACGUGUACGCAUCGAAAAUCAGUUUAGCAUCGCGUGUUGUCAAAGUUGAACGAUCAGUUGUCGAUAUUGAGGAGAAACUAGAUAUGCUAUUGAAAACAUAUAUGGCAGAUCGUGAUCGGCUUUUAGCUCUUCCAUUAGUUCCUGAAAAUAAUUCACAUUCCAGUAAUUUUAAGAACAAUCCACCAGCGCCGCCGCCACCGCCUGCUCCUGGUGUUGCAGGCAUACUAACAUCGUCCAAUUCAGUGCCGAAACCUAUUCUAAUAGAAAAACAAUUCUCGGAACCGAAUUCACCGAUUUCGAAGACUUUCGAAUCAUCGAUUGAACAAGAAAUGCAACAACAAUCGAAUGCACAAGAAUUAUACGCAGCCGAACAACAUUCACAACAAUCACAGCAUCAUCAUCAGCAGCACCAACUACACAAAAGACCACCAAUGCAACGAGGUUAUUCGGAUCUAGGUAAUCGCAUUAAAAAACGAGUCACCUUGAGUUCGAUUCCAUCACAAUACGUUGACAAUAAUUCCAUUCCGCAUGACGGUAGCGGUGACGUUGUGAUUGUGGUGCCAGCCAUCGAUAGUGAUGGUAAAGGGGAUUCAAUAUUGGUUAGUCGCUUGCCGCACGAACAUUCGGUUUGCAUUGAUCCCGAAGAAGCUGACAUGAUGGAGCCGAACAGUCCAAAGACAAUAACCGAAAGCUCAAUUGUGAUGGUGGACGAAGGCGAAGAGGAGGAAAUUGAAGAAAAUGAUUUGGAUUGUGAGGGUGAAUUGGGUGAUAUGGAUGUGGAAACGCCACCAUGGAAUUUUUACGGAGACGAAGAUAUUGACUGUGAUGAUGAAAUUGAUGAUCAAGAAGACACAGCAUUGCUACGUGCAUCGGCUGCAACUCAGAUUGUGAUAACGCCUAUGAGUCCGGUGAGCUCGAAUGUAGAUUUAGCCCGAAUGAGCAGUGAAAUUGCUGGUAAUAGUGGUCGAAAUACAAUGAGCAUAACAGAUGCAUCGACCCCAAUGUUGACAAACAUCCGAACCAUGGACCUAUUAAAACCGGAAGCAUCGUCAUCGACACGACUUUUGCAACCGGAUACCAUGUAAAUUUUACCAUCUUCAAAUACAAACAUACGAUUUAAUAAUGUGCGAUAUGCUUCAAAUAUCGAACGAACGUUAUAACCUGUGCGAGAUUGUGACAUUUUAAUCGAUUACCGGAUAACAAUCAACGAGAUCAAAUUUGUUUAUUUAAUUAUGCAAUAAACGAAAACAAACAUGAAAACAAGAAAAUCAACGGAAAUAAAACGAUCGAAAACGACAAUUGAAAUGCCUCGAAGCUGCACAUACACAUACACACAGCUCCAUUGAUUUUCGAAGUUUAAAUGCAAGCUAAUUUAAAAUCAAUUUUCUCUUAAUGUCACGCCCAUGUAUCUUCGAUUCGAUAAAAUUAAGAAAUCAAAAUGGAAAGAAAACAUCUGAUACUUUAAAUGAUUAUGACAUUAGUUUAACUAGAUAUGCAAACAAAAAAGGCGCAUUGUUUAAAUUAGAAAACGAAUUAUAGACUUUUAUGUAAAAGAAAGAAUAUUUGUUAAAUUUUAAUGCUGACGUAAUGAAGGUCAAUUGUUAAAAAUGGCAUGGACCUUGACUAUCCGAUUUAAAUCUAAAUUUAUUAAAUCGAAUGACGUUUUCUUUUCUGUUUUCUUGGAUCAACUAGAGUGACAAUGAAAAUCGAAAAUAUCUUGUGAAUCCGUACCUUCCUGUCAAUUCGAUUUGAUAUCAUCUUUCAAUCUAUUUCUCAAUUUUUAAUUUUAUAUCCAUACCAAUUGCUUGUCUUUAUUGUUACGCAAAUAAAGAAAUGAUCUUAUUGCUAUAUUAAUAUUGAUAUAGAGAAAAGUUUAUUUAGGGGUUGAAUUGAUUCAGUGUACAAAUUACUGUGGAUUUGAGCGUAAUUCAAGUGAAAAAAAAAUAAAAUAAAAAAUAAAUCUAAAAUAAAAUAUUUAUGGUUUCAUACACAUCAUAUAUAUAUAGAAUCGCUUAUUGGGUCGACAUGUAAUAGGGUAUAUGUACCACGUAAGCAAAUCGAAGUAGAUAAAAGAGAGUAAAAGAAAUCCCAUCCUAUUUAAUUUUAACCAGAAACAAAGAUGAACAAAAACAAAAACAUAGUUACAAUAAAAGCAGAGCUCAUUUUUUGAUGCAACUAUACACGAAAAACUAGCUUUACAACAGACCUUCUGUCUUGGAAUAUAAGACUCUACUAUGCUCGAAUAAAUCACACAGACACACAGAUAUAUUUCAAAAUGAUUUUCCGACUUGUAAACCAAAAGCCACGCAACACCAACAGUCAUAUCAAGUGGAAUGGCUGAGGGAGAGAGAGAGAGAAGAGAGAGACAAACUUUCAAACAGUUUCUUCGGCAAUAGUGAGAAUAAAUAAUGAACAGAAAUGUGAUAUAUAUGCAAAACAAACUCCAUUUCCGCAAAUGUUGCGACAAAAAGAAACCAAAUGGCUAACAAUUUGCACACUAUUUAGACACCAACGAACACAACAAUCUCAGCAAUAUGGCAACAUGUAAAAGUUCAGCAAAUCAAAUCCCAAAGAAAAAUAUUGAAGUAACUUUUAUUCGGAUCAUAAUUCAUUGAAGAUGAAGAGAAAAAAAACGAGAUGAGCAUGUUGUUUGUACUCAAUUUGUUGUUACUUACGUUGAAGGAAAUUGAUUGUGUCAUCUUCAACUUCGCAUUCAAUUCACUAUAAGCAAAAGAAUUGCAUUUACAUUUCGAAAAACUAAUCAUUUUAAAGUAAAAAGAAAUUGUUAAAUAUGCAAACAUAGUUCCGGUCAAAAAGAAAUUCACUCAUGUAUACAUUCAAUUUUCGUCUGGGAAAGUUUCGGGAAUACCAACUUUGCAAAAUUUAUAGACAAAAGGAAAUAAUAUAUAUAUUUAAUGGUCAAUUUUGAUCAAAAAUCAUUAAACAAAAAGUUGAAAAGUUGUUAAAUUUCUUUUUCUACAAUAUUAAGAAUGGUACGAUGGCGUUAAAUUAUCUUUUGUAUUUCGAUUGAUCGAACUGCUAAUCUUCCGUCGAUAAAACACUUCCAUACAAAAUGGUAACCGGAAAACCAUCCAAAAAAACCAAAAGUUUGAAAAACAAAAUGCAAAACCGAACAAUGAUAAAUUGGCCUGUGUUCCCAGUUUCAUUUCGGUCUAUAAUUCAGUGAGAGCGAUUAUAAUCAGAAACUUUUUGAAUUUUAUUCCAAUUUAUGGUGUUUUGUGAAAAAAAAAAUCUUGUUAAGUGUGACCGAAGACAUGUUUGAUGAAAUUGUUUGUACUUAAAAAGAAUGAACCGAGUGUCAUCUGUUCGAUUUUAUGUCUAAAUGUGUAAGAAUUUAAUGCCAAUUGGACUUUUUUUUAAAUUCAAAAUCUGAACCAAAACGACUUUAAUGGGACUAAAAUUCAGUGCUUCGGAAAUUCAGCGGGCUUUCUCUUCCUUUUCGAAAAAUGUUGUUUUUUUAUACAAAUACUACUUAAGAUCUUUCUCUGCGCAUCUGAGCAUAAAAUAAAACGUUUUUAUUUUUCAAUGAUUGAACAUGUUGAAGGAAUAAAUCAGGUUAAAUAUCAGGAUGCAAGUAAAAGGGAUCAAAAUCAUUUCAAAACACAUUAAUUUAUUUUCACCAACAUUCCACAACAAACAAAUAAAUGAAAAGAAAACCCAAAAAACGAAUUGUUUUCGUGUCAUCUUUGCUUAAUAUGUAUUUUAAUUUAAAUAACAUACAUGAACAAUGAAAUGGAAAACGUGAACAACGCAUUUGUUGUAUAUAUUUCAUCCCAAUUAGAAAUUAGAAUGCAAUUAGCUAUAGUAGUCAUAAACAAAUAAAAAUUCGAGUAUAAAUGUUAUGAACGGAAAAAAAAAUUAAUACAAAUAAUAAAUUGAUUGCAUCAGUUGGUUUUGCGGACCCAUCAAAAACACAUGUGUACAAUUAGGGUGUUUCCCAUAUCUGUAAAUAGAAAAAUGGUAUUUAUUAAUUCAAAGUAGGCAAAAUUCUAUGAUAGUUAAUGGCAUUUAUACAACGAAGCGAUUGAUGUUAGCACUUCCCGAAGCGAAAAACAAUUGUCACAUCUAAAUGUAUAAAUGCAAUCGAAUAGUGAAAAAUACACACAGAUAAACAGUGCCUUGGUAGUACUUCUUCGAAAUGCUGAGACACAACAGUCAGUCUCAGUUAGUGUAACAAAAUUACAAUAUUAAUUUUAAAUUAAUUUUCGAGUUAAAAUGGUGAUUGGUAAUGCUUAGGCUGCUGAUUAUGUCUCUGCAAUGUUACCGGGAUAUCCAGUCCAAACAGGUCACAAUGUCCUAUAAAAAAUACAAAUGUCAUUUAACACAGACCUAACGCAUCUAUAAUUUGCAAAUGCCUUUGAUGAGAAUGCAUUUGGCGGCCACGAUAUCACGAUCCCAAGUUGUCUGAUGCACAAUCAUUGGUUGGUGAUCGUCAUCGAUUUCCGUCACACAUUCAUCAUCGACUGCAUACGGUUGUUGAGCGACCUCUCCAUCGAUUUCCGCUGCAUUUUCAUCAUCGACUGCAUGUGGUUGUUGAUCAACAUUAACGUCAGCAUAUUCCAAUACACCACUCACUGCGUUUACUUGCCAGUUUUGGAUACACGGCCACCUUAGACAGUAAACGAUCAGCUAUAAUAUCGAAAUCAUGCUCAGUCAUUUCACCAGAUUGCCUUCAAUAUAAACUUUGUUAUCCGAUGGCGAAGGUAAUCAGUCCAAAGUGUACCAAGCGGUGAUGGCAUUCGGCCGAUACUGAUUCACCAUUGCUGACAUAGUAUAGUGAAACUCUUUUUCUUCAAUAUUCGAUUGAUUUUGCCUUUCGCUGAUAAUCUGACGAUGGAACAAUAGACACUAUCAAUCGCUUCGUUAUAUGAAUGCCAUUAAAUAAUAUAGAAUUCUGUGUUCUUUGAAUUCAAAAGUACCAUUUUCUCAUUUGAUAUCAGAUAUGAGAAACACAUGUGUACAUACAUUUGUUGUAUUUGCUGCAGCAUUUUUUUGAAGAAAAAAAAACACUUUUUUGUUCAAAUAAGAUGAUUCAAAAAUUUUGCUUCUGCGGUAGUCCAUUUUCGGUUUUCUUUUUUCCUUAAAAAUAUCUUGUUUAAGACCAAAAUUUUACUCCAGUCUCAAUAUUUGUACAACAAUACAUUGUGCGAUUCAU